Messenger RNA from Durusdinium trenchii, 1269 nucleotides. The record is from the annotation of a GenBank genome assembly. NCBI's taxonomy places the organism in Eukaryota, Dinophyceae, Suessiales, Symbiodiniaceae.
AUGGACUACCUCAUUGGUUCAUGCCACCUUCCCAUCGAUGAUUUGCUACUCAACAAGUUCUGGAGCCAUUUGGAUUCGGUGCAGGAUCCAUGGGCACUGUCGACGAGUGAUUUUAGAAAGGCUGCAGGCGCCAAUGUGAUCCCUCUUGGGUUCUAUGGAGAUGAGGCGUGUAUUGGCUUGGUGACGGACCCUUACAACCAAAUCUAUGGGCUCCUUAUGUCAGUGGUAUUGUUUCGACCUACAUCGACCAGGAUGUCUCGCUUUCUUUUGUGUUCGGUGGAUAGCCACCGGAUAGAGUCUGCUGAAGGAACCUUUUACCCGGUAUUGGAAAAGAUCACGGAAUCAUUCAACAGACUAUCAUCAGAAGGGGUGCAUGGACGCCGUUGUUUGGUGUCGGAAAUCAGAGGUGACCAAGCUUUCUUCAAGUACAUGUUCAAACAUGAGUCUUGGUGGCGACAUACCAAUGUGUGCUUUCGCUGUCGUGCAACCUCCAAGCCAACACCCUUGAACUAUUGCAUUUAUGAAUCUGCUGAUGGUUGGAACACAACAUGCCGCUCAACCCAGCAAUUCAUUGAAGAGCAGGGGAUGAUGUUGGAUGCUGGAAUCUUUGGUGAUGUUUCCCAGGGCUACGCUGUGGCCCUAGGGGAAGCCUACGAGAAUUUCACCCGCUGGAGGAAGAUCAACAAAAUACAGAGCAGCCAGAAGCGAUUCACACCGGGUCAGCUGUUGAGAGAUGGUUAUGGAUUUUUCCUCAACACCAAAGGCUUUAAUGCGAGGUUGAUUUCUCAAUGGCUGUUUGAUUUGGUGAGAGCGCAUCCGACUGGUGAUCCAAGACAUGAAAUGGUAGAAGUUGCUUUGACCCUUGGACAAAAUGAUAGGACCGCUAUUUGCAGAUACUUCGGGCUGACUGAGCGCGCCUCAAGGUGUUUGUCAUUGGCGGAAGCUGAUUCCAUCGAGCAAGCCGGGAAGACGUUUCUGCUGGCAUACCGGCGGCUCAACACCAUGUGCUGCAGGAUGGGAUGCCUAGCCUGGGUGUUGACACCCAAGUGGCAUGCAAUGGCCCACGUGUUGAUCGAUGUUGUUCGAAAAGCCCGAACAAACCCGCGCAUGCAACACACCUUCGUUGAUGAAGACCAGAUGCGGGUGCUCAAGAGUUGGGCCAAGAGAUCGGCUGGAAAGAGAAGACCCUAUGGAGUAAUUUUUUUGGCCAGAAUGCGCUACAAGAGUUUGCGCUGGCGAAUUCCGAAGCUGAAACAAAAGAGAGGUUGA